This is a messenger RNA of Myotis myotis, 1040 nucleotides long. Its product is annotated as ubiquitin-conjugating enzyme E2 R2-like. Gene Ontology annotation, biological process: protein polyubiquitination; ubiquitin-dependent protein catabolic process. The record is from RefSeq and is a predicted model, not a curated record. The coding region runs from base 1 to 714 and encodes 237 amino acids. Lineage: Eukaryota; Metazoa; Chordata; Mammalia; Chiroptera; Vespertilionidae. Gene Ontology annotation, molecular function: ubiquitin conjugating enzyme activity. The transcript has a single exon.
AUGGCCAGCUCCCAGAAGGCCCUGAUGCUGGAGCUGAAGUCCCUGCAGGAAGAGCCGGUGGAGGGUUCCCGGAUCACCCUGGUGGAUGAGUCCGACCUCUACAACUGGGAGGUUGCCAUCUUCGGACCCCCCAACACCCUCUACGAAGGCGGCUACUUCAAGGCGCAUAUUAAAUUUCCUAUUGACUACCCAUAUUCACCACCUACCUUCAGGUUCUUGACCAAAAUGUGGCACCCCAACAUUUAUGAGAGUGGACAUGUAUGCAUUUCAAUUCUUCAUCCACCCGUAGAUGCCCCACAGAGUGGUCAACUGAACUCCGAAAGGUGGAAUCCUACUCAGAAUGUCAGGACUAUCCUGUUAAGUGUAAUCUCAUUGCUUAAUGAGCCCAACAUCUUCUCCGCAGCCAAUGCGGAUGCUUCAGUUAUGUUCAGGGAAUGGAGGGACAGUAAAGGAAAAGACAAAGAAUAUGCUGAAAUCAUUGGAAAACAGGUUUCAGCCACUAAAGCCGAAGCAGAAAAGGAUGGAGUGAAAGUACCCACGACCCUGGCAGAAUAUUGCAUCAAAACUAAAGUGCCUUCCAAUGACAACAGCUCAGAUUGGCUUUAUGACGACUUGUACGACCUUGACAUUGAGGAUGAAGAGGAGGAGGAGGAGGAGGAGGAGGAAGAUGCUGACUGUGAUGACCAUGAUGAUUCUGGGAAUGAGGAGUCGUGACCUGCUCCUUCGAAGCCCCUGUACUGCCCUGCCAUCUCAGGCCAAAGGGAGAGGAGCAAGUGGGGACCUAGCAGUGGCCCCUCAGCAAAACCCUAUCACAGGGGGUGGGGAAAACAAACAUGGCUCCUGCUGACUUCCCUUGUGGAUCUCAGUUGGCUCCUUUUUAUGGACCUCUUAAUGGAGGGAAGGUAAUUGUGAACGAAAGGGGCCACAUGCUGACCUGACAAGCUCAGGGGAGGCCUGCAUGGCAGUCUGAGAGACCUAAAGUAACCACAAAGGAUGGUCUGAAAUUAAACUUUAACUCAGAGCGGUUAUGGUGGGCAGUU